CAGGUUGCACAACAUUGGCGUAGCUGUGACAAGCAAACACUAGGUAAUAUAUGCUCCCGCCUCUUCAUCCUAUUUCCGGUCGGAACUUAAUCCUAUCGUCUCUGAGCGAGCUUGACUUUGAUUCCUACGCCCGGGCACCUACACCACCUCAUUUGACUCGCCUGAGACACAGUUGCUCAUCACCAUACGGUGUCUCGAGGCAUCAUGAAUAAAACAGGCAACACCACGACUGCGUUUCGCUGUGAGCUAUGCGACGCACCAUUCCUGUCCCGAAAGGCCCUCCAGCAGCAUUCUCUCGCCAAAGGACAUCCAGUUACGUGUUACAUGUGUAACGACAAACCAUUUCCAACCCCCGACGCACUCGAGCAGCACUGCAAAGCCAAAGGACAUCCAUAUUGCCGGCCAUGCAAUCGAUUCUUUGCCAGGGCCGCUUCUCUGAGACAGCAUCAGACAGACGCCGUUGCGCAUACCACCCGUCCCGCUCAGCCAAAUCCUCCUUCCCCUCCGCUGUCCAAUGUGCUCCGUGAAAAGGGGCCCUUCCCCAGCCCCUUAUUGUCGCACGCGCGCCAGUUGACCGAUGUAGAGGAAGGACAAGAGCAGUACUCGGCCCCCUUCGAAACGGGCGCCAACAUCCGCCCCCAUGCGUUACCCUCGAACCAAAUGAUCGCGCAAGAGAUAUUGCGACAGCAGCAAGCCGCAGCCAGCGGCAGCAGCACCACUGACGCCGGCCUCACCAACAUUCCCGGCUUCCCUCAGCCGCCCCUGACCUGCCGAGGCAACACCUACACCACGCUCUCGCCCGCCGAGCAAGCAACCCUCUAUACCAAGCUCCUCGCACACUGCCACACUCGCGACCGCCUCCAAAGCGAAGGCUACACCCUCGACCCCAGCAGCGCCCCGCGCCACCUCCCCACCCCACCGGCCUUCAACCCAGCCGACCACCCGGCAGCAAAUCACAAAGCCGUAGUGCUCGACUGCGAAAUGGUCGGCACCGCGUCGGGAACCGACGAGGUCAUCUCCCUCUCGCUAAUCGACUUCUUCACCGGCACGCCCUUACUCGCCAACGUCCUCGUUUACCCCGAUCCCGAUCCCAAUCGCGCGGGAGAAGACGUGAUGGUGCGGAUCACAGACUGGCGCAGCGACAUCACGGGCGUCACGCCGGCCAUGCUGACCGUCGCAAAGUUGCGCGGCGAGGCGCUAUGCGGCGGGCGGGAGGCGGCGAGGGCCGCGCUGUGGAGGUACGUGAAUGCCGAAACUGUGAUCGUGGGCCACUCGGUCAACUUUGAUUUGGCUGCCCUGGGGGUGGUGCAUCCCCCUGGGCGGGUGGUGGAUUCGGCGAUUUUGACGGCUGAGGCGUACUAUGGCAAGAAGAAGAUUCGGGGGAGGUUUGCGGGGUUGGAGAGGCUGUGUAGGGAGUUGGUUGGGCUGAGGAUCCGGGGAGGAGGGAAUGACAACAAGAACGGUAGCGGUAGCGGUAUUGGAGGGGGCAGGCAUGAUAGCAUGGAGGAUGUGUUGGCGGCUAGGGAGGUGGUGAUUUGGUGUUUGCGCCAUCCGGCGGAGCUGAAGGCGUGGGCGGCGGAGAACUGGAGGGAGAAGCCGAAGUCUUAUUAUAAGGCAGAGAGCAACAAGAACAAGAAGACAAGGAAGAAAAAGAAUGGGCAGAGCACUGGUGGUUACAAACCUGCCAGAGCCGCACGGGGACUGUCGUCGACUGGUGGUUCCGGGGGCGGGUGGUAUGACGACGAGGUUCUUCGCUGGAGCGAUGUUGUUGACUCGGACACGUGGCCGAAGUCUCCGCCGGAUUGGUCUGAUUAGGAUUAGGGGUGCUAGGUUGUUACAUGUUUGCUGCGAUGAGAGGACUUGUAAUCCAAUUAUUCGGCUUCGAAGAGCCCGAUUUUCCUACCUACCAGGUUAGUAUCGACU
Molecule: messenger RNA, 1923 nt
Organism: Chaetomium strumarium
Lineage: Eukaryota; Fungi; Ascomycota; Sordariomycetes; Sordariales; Chaetomiaceae
Exons: 1
Coding region: 205-1815 (536 amino acids)
Biological process (GO): ribosomal large subunit assembly; rRNA processing
Cellular component (GO): nucleus
Molecular function (GO): nucleic acid binding; exonuclease activity
Source: RefSeq, a predicted model, not a curated record